Molecule: messenger RNA, 890 nt
Organism: Drosophila hydei
Lineage: Eukaryota; Metazoa; Arthropoda; Insecta; Diptera; Drosophilidae
Exons: 4
Coding region: 1-780 (259 amino acids)
Source: RefSeq, a predicted model, not a curated record
AUGUCCACAAUGCUGCGACUGCGCCUCGUUGCCUGUCUGCUGGCUCUGCUGACGCUGCGCGCUGAGUCGGCCAGCUACGAGGUCUUCCUCGAUGAGCGCAUCUUCCAGGAGUCCUGCGACAGCAAGGAGGACAAGGGCAAUGUGCCACUGAGCGAGCUGCUGGACAACCAUCUGACGAGCGUCCUGGUGGACGACACAUCCUAUAUGAGCGGCGACUUGAUUGUCAAGGCGCAACUGCCACCCGGGCACAUCAGGUUCGAGGCAGACAUCAGCCGCCGGGAGCGCGGCCGCUGGGUGCAAACAUUUGUCUCCCUCAAACGCGACAACUUCUGCAAGUCCCUGUUCGACCCAUUCGAGCUCUGGCACUUAUACAUCAUCACACAAAUACCCAGGCAACAGCGCAUAUGCCCGCCGCAGAAAGGUUUCGGAUCGGUCUGUCGGUCCGAUCUGCGGAAUGCGUACUGCCUAGGCAAACCUAUGCAAGAUUUCUUGCUGAUAGUCGCCAAUAGGAAUAGUGACAUAGACGAGGCUCAAGAAGAUAUAAUAAUAAUUCCGCUUAGCAUUGGAAAUGAUAGAAAACUGCAUGCAAAGAAGCGAAUUGAUGUUCGGUUUCUCUGUUGCUUGCAGCAUGUCUAUACUUUCCAGAAUAUUAGCAACCGAAUGCAGCUGGAGAACAUGCCCCGUUGGAACAUCGUGGGCGAUAUCAAGGCCGUGCUGCACUUCAGUGUGGGCAAUCUGACGACGUGUGUGGCUCUCUAUUGCACCGUCAGCUUGUUAUAGUUUGUCCUGAUUUAAAUAGGACAUCAACUCUAUGUAUAGCUCUUGGAUAUGCACCAUUUUGUUGCUGGCUUCCCCGUUGGCAGUUCGUUUGAUGUUUGCACUGAUUUAAU